CUUCCUCCUGGACUCUUCCUUUUCUGUUUUCUGAACUCGUCCACCCUCUCAAAUCGGGAACAUUUAUUUAUUGAACGAUAAGCGCAACUCUAUGCUGGGGAUAUAGCGACCAAAAUGAAGUAAUUCCAGUCCUCUAGUAGUUUACAUUCUAUUGUUUUAAUACUUGGGAGUUCUCAACUUGGGCUCAGCCAACUUUUUGCCUUCAACAUUUUGAUGACUUUCAAUACAACUUAUUUCCUUUUUAAUCCUAUGCCUUUGAAAAUAAGAUUUUGAGGAGGGAAUCAUGGGCUUCACCAGCCAGUUAAAAGAGGUCCAUGGCGCAAGCAAAGUUUAAGAAGGCCAGCUCUCGGGUCUCCCCUCGGAGCUGGGUGUCCAGUGAAAGCACGUCUCCGAGCUCUCGGGCCUGGGAAGUGGCACAACUGGAGUGAUACGCGGUCAGCGGGCCCGCGCUUAUUUGCGCACUCUCGCCCCUGCUCGCGUGCUCCCGCGCUCUGCAUCCGUGGGCUCCCUCUAGAGCGGAGGAGGGUAAUCGGCAGACUCGCGUGUGGCCUGGGUUGAAGGAGGGGGUGCGGCCCGGGGCGGAGCCGACCCGGGGAGGUGGAGGGGGGCUGGUGUCUUGCGUCUCCGAUCUGGGCGGAGCGGGUACAAAAUCAGCUUCCCAGAGACCCUAGGCGGGCUGCUGUCUGUCUGUCUGAGGGAUUAUCAUCGAGUGAGGUUCACUUGCGUAUCUUCUCCUUUGGUCUCCAUCUCUUUGCCUCGCUUCGCUUUUCAUUUGCACCUGGGAGGGGGUAUCGAGCGAGUCCGAGCCCCGCCGGAGGAAGCGGCGCUCCAGCUCUGCUGGGGGCGGUGGCGGGGGCUCGGCCGAGGGCCGGGCUGUGGGAGAGGCAGAGGCCCAAAGGCUUCUGCUUCGCUGUCUAAAUAGCGCGUCCUUGGAGAGAAGGCGGGGGCCUAAGGGAGAAUGACGGAACUGAGGCAGAGGCUGGCCCACGAGCCAGACGGGCGGCCAGAGGCAGAGGACAAGGGUGAAGACAUCAGAUCAGAGACAUUGUUCGAUUUGCCCAGGGUCACACAGCUAGAGUCUGAGGUGGAAACAAAGACAGAUGGGGAGACUGCAUCAGACAGCGAAAGCCGAGCUGAACCUGCACCAGUACCCACCUCUGAUGAUACUCCUGAGGUUUUCAACCGAGCACUGUCUAAUUUGUCCUCAAGAUGGAAAAACUGGUGGGUGAGAGGUAUCCUGACUUUGGCUAUGAUUGCCUUUUUCUUCAUCAUCAUCUAUUUGGGACCUAUGGUUUUAAUGAUGAUCGUUAUGUGUGUUCAGAUUAAAUGUUUCCAUGAGAUCAUCACGAUUGGCUAUAAUGUGUAUCACUCUUAUGACUUACCUUGGUUCAGGACUCUCAGUUGGUACUUUCUACUGUGUGUGAAUUAUUUUUUCUAUGGUGAAACAGUGACUGAUUACUUCUUCACUUUGGUCCAGAGAGAGGAACCUUUGAGGAUUCUCAGUAAAUAUCAUCGUUUCAUUUCCUUUGCUCUUUACCUAACAGGGUUCUGCAUGUUUGUAUUGAGUCUUGUUAAGAAACAUUACCGACUCCAGUUCUAUAUGUUUGGUUGGACUCAUGUGACUCUGCUUAUUGUUGUGACCCAAUCUCAUCUCAUUAUCCACAACUUGUUUGAAGGGAUGAUCUGGUUUAUUGUCCCCAUUUCAUGUGUGAUCUGUAAUGACAUCAUGGCUUAUAUGUUUGGCUUUUUUUUUGGUCGAACUCCACUCAUCAAGCUUUCUCCAAAGAAAACAUGGGAAGGUUUCAUUGGAGGAUUCUUUGCCACUGUGGUGUUUGGGCUUCUGCUCUCCUAUUUAAUGUCUGGAUACAGAUGCUUCAUCUGUCCUGUGGAGUUCAACAAUGACACCAACAGCUUCACUGUGGAUUGUGAACCCUCAGAUCUCUUCAGACUUCAAGAAUACAACAUCCCUUUGGUGAUCCAGUCCAUCAUUGGCUGGAAAACAGUCCGAAUGUAUCCCUUUCAGAUCCACAGCAUUGCUCUUUCCACCUUUGCCUCCCUCAUUGGCCCCUUUGGAGGUUUUUUUGCAAGUGGAUUCAAACGGGCCUUUAAAAUCAAGGACUUUGCCAACACCAUUCCCGGCCAUGGAGGUAUCAUGGAUCGCUUCGACUGCCAAUACCUGAUGGCUACCUUUGUUAAUGUGUACAUUGCCAGUUUUAUCAGGGGACCUAAUCCAAGUAAGCUGAUUCAGCAGUUCUUGACUUUGCGUCCAGAUCAGCAGCUUCACAUCUUCAACAUGUUAAAGGCUCACCUUAUUGACAAGGGGAUGUUGACUGCCAGCACUGAAGACCAGGAGGCAACCUAAAAAGAGGACAGUAGGAUCAGAACUGAGCUCUAGGGCAAGUCUUCAACUCAGUCCCAGCUUGUGUGACGUUUAAGACCAUUAUAAGACCUCAUUUCACUGUUUUCUUUUUUUUUUUUUUUUUUGUAGAAUUAUUUUUUGUGCUAUGGGUUUUAAGGAACAAAUACCUAUCUAUAUAUACAUACAUAUACUCUAUAUGUGUGUUUAUAUGAUGUGACUAAGUGUGUAAAUCAGAGCUUUGAGUUGGAAAAAAAUCACAGGAGUUAAACCUAUAUGGGUUUAAGCAAAAUAAAAUACAGAAUCCUCAAGAUUGGGGCCAUCUGUUCCAAGAUUUAUACUGUUGGAUCCAGGGCCUUUAAAUUUAACAGUGCUUCUGUCUUUUCUUUUUGGAGAGCAGAGCCAUCAAAUAUGGGCUGAUGGCCAGACCAGAGAGUAAAUUUCGCCCACUUCUGCAGCUUUUCUAGAUAGUCUAAAACUCAUGCACAGCCCGAAUUACUUUGCAGUCACAGAAAGCUUUCACCACAAACCAUUUUCAAGUUCCAGCAUCAAUUCUGGAAUGAAAGCAAAGUUGUCCUCUGAUAUGAAAGGAAAACAUGGUGUUUGAUAAAGGUUUAUUUAUUGAAAAAAAAUAUUAAUGAGAUGACAUUUCAUUUAAGAAAUCCCACUUUGAGUGAGCAUUAUCAUUAUUUGAUUUUCACUUUUGCUCCAGUGCACCUUGGAAGAUGUCUUUCAGUUUUAAUUAAAAGCAAACAAGAAACCAUGGAGCAUGAAAAUUGAUUUAAAAAUAAAGUCUGGAAGGGGAGAAUGUCCACACAGUAGUGUUUCACCUGUCAACAAGAAAGCAUACCUAGCCCAAAUAUACAGAGUUUCUUACAUUAUUAGAUAUAGGCCCUAACUAGAAUAGCAUAGCUCAUUCUGUUACUCUUCAGGGAUAAUGUCACUCAUGUCUGUCUGCUGUAUUUAAGCUGGAGACUUGAUGCUGCUGAAUCAUUUCUGUUGAUUUUGUGUUUUUCUUUGAGCAAAGAAUAGGGAAGGAUUGGCUUCUAGCUUGUGGGCUCUUUGCUUUUAUCUUUUACUUGGUUGACUUAAAUUGUACUUGUUGCACUGUUGGUGUCUGUGUAAAUAUUCACCAAUAUGUUAACUAUUAUGUGUCUCAUCUAAAUGGAACCCUGCUGCAAACCCA
Messenger RNA from Antechinus flavipes (yellow-footed antechinus), 3542 nucleotides. It is a transcript of the gene CDS2, whose product is annotated as CDP-diacylglycerol synthase 2. The coding region runs from base 959 to 2362 and encodes 467 amino acids. Gene Ontology annotation, molecular function: phosphatidate cytidylyltransferase activity. NCBI's taxonomy places the organism in Eukaryota, Metazoa, Chordata, Mammalia, Dasyuromorphia, Dasyuridae. The record is from RefSeq and is a predicted model, not a curated record. Gene Ontology annotation, cellular component: endoplasmic reticulum membrane. The transcript is spliced from 14 exons.